UUUUGCGAGGGGGAGAAUCUGUUAUCAGACCAUGUGUUUGUUCAACGGCCUCAGAGAGAAGAGGGACCCACGCAUCAACGAUGGCUUUCUUGAGUACAAACAGCGACAAGCGUCUCGAGCUACUUAAAUAAUUAAAAGUUGAUGAAGUCUACUCCACUGGGAAUUUUUUAUUUGGUUUGAUCUUUGGUAGCGUUGAAGGAGGGGGUUUCGAUUUGUUAUUUUAGUCUUUAUAUAUUUAUGGUCGCCGGCGAUGCCCACUCCGGUUAGCGCUGCUAGGCAAUGCUUGACACCCGAGUCUGCGCACGCGCUUGACGAGGCUGUUGGCGUCGCACGCCGCCGUGGCCACGCUCAGACCACUUCUUUACAUGCCGUCUCGGCUUUCCUUGCGCUGCCCUCGUCUGCGCUUCGCGAGGCAUGCACACGCGCUCGCAGCUCUUCCUACUCCCCUCGCCUUCAGUUCAAAGCUCUCGAGCUCUGUUUUGGUGUUGCACUCGAUCGUCUCCCUUCGUCGCAGGCCCUGGAUGAACCUCCCAUAUCCAACUCUCUUAUGGCUGCCAUCCGACGCUCUCAAGCGAAUCAAAGGAGGCAUCCCGAAGGCUUCCACUUCCAUCAGCAACAGCAACAGCAACAGCAGCAGCAACACUCUUCGCUUUCGUGUGUCAAAGUUGAGCUUCGACAGUUGAUAUUGUCCAUUCUAGAUGACCCUGUUGUCAGUAGGGUGUUUGCAGAAGCGGGCUUUCGAAACUGCGAUAUCAAGUUAGCAAUUGUUCGCCCGCCUUCGCUACCGCUCAUUCGGUAUCCUCGCCGGUGCCCUCCAAUCUUCUUAUGCAAUUUAACUGGUGGAGAUUCUGAGUCUGGUCGACGGAGUUUCAAUUUUCCGUUUCCUGGUGUCGCUGGGUUUUCUGGGCUUUCGGAUGUUGACGAUAAUUGCAAGAGGAUAGGGGAGAUUCUUGCGAAGAAGAACGCCAGGAAUCCAUUGCUUGUGGGCGUUUGCGCUCAUGACGCAGUUCAAAGUUUCGCCGAAUGCGUACAGAGAGGAAAAACAGGUGUCUUGCCUACUGAGCUAUCUGAUUUGAGCUUCAUUUGUAUCGAGAAGGAGGUUUCAGAGUUUAUUUCAGCCACUAGGAUUGAGGAUUCGUUGGGUUCGAGGUUUGAGGAGUUAGGUCGAUCCGUAGGGAGUUGUUCUGGGUCGGGCGUAAUCUUUAACAUUGGAGACUUGAAAGGUUUCAUUACUGAUAGCUCGGUUGAUGUUGUGAACUAUGUGGUAUCCCAAUUGACGAAGCUGUUGGAGCUUUACCAUGGGCACUUGUGGUUGAUGGCGGAAGCAGCAAGUUAUGAGACAUAUCUGAAGUUCCUAAGAAGGUUCCCUUCUAUAGAAAAAGAUUGGGAUUUGCAAGUUCUGCCAAUCACCUCUCUCAAACCUUCCAUGGGACUCUACUCCCGACCCCACAGCUUGACGGAGUCAUUUGUUCCAUUUGAUGGAUUUUUUUCUGCACCAUCUGAUCCGAAGGGACCAUUAAGCAGCACAUCUGAAUCUGUUUCCCGUUGUCACAUAUGCAAUGAGAAGUAUGAACAAGAACUUUCUACCAUAUUAACAGGGGGAUGCACAGUUUCAGUUGGAGAUCAGUGUCAAUCAAGCUUACCUGCCUGGCCGCAUGCAGCUGAACUGAACCUAAACUGCAGACUGGAUAUCGCAAAGGCCAGAGAUGAUGGAUCGAUAUUGAAUACUAAAGUCUUGAGGCUGCAGAGAAAAUGGAAUGAUAUUUGUCUGAAUCAUCGCCAAAACUGCCGAAACGCUGAAGUGAAUACUUAUCCGGCUGGAUCCCGGAGUCUUCCAACUAUUGUAGGUUUUCCAUUUGGUGUAGAUGGUGAAGAAAGAAUUGACGAUCGCAAUGGAAGCUGUAAAAAUGCUUCCCUAAAUGAAAGCGGAUGUGAAGAUAUUAUUCCUUCCAUGUCUAUGAACUUGGAGAGGGUUCCCACUCCUGAACUGAACAGGUCUAUUUCGGAGGUUCCCAAAAGUGAGAACGAGAAUUUCCUUUCCAGACUACAAGUAACACCUUCUAAGAGCAAAAACCUCGAGGCAGAGGGUAUCUGGUCCCCCCAGUGCACUCCAUCCAGUUCAAACAUGCCAGAUGGUCAUGCAUCACCUUCCUCUGCAACUUCUGUGAGGACGGAUUUGGGGUUGGGAUCACUUUAUGCAUGUACAAAUAAGGAACCAGGGAAACCAACAUGUCUUUCUCUUAAAGAACAUCUGCAGGACUGUUCUGGUUGCUCUCCCACCGAGAUUGAUGUGGUUAACAGCAAUGUUUCAAACCGUCCUGCGCAGGCACCCUCCUACCCUGGUCCUGAUUUGCGGGGCGCAUUUGAUCCAAUAGAUUUCAAGAACCUGUGGAGAGGCCUUAUGGACAAGGUUGGCCGGCAAGAGGAAGCCAUACAUGCUAUUAGUCAAAGUAUAAUCCAGUGCAGAACAGAAGGGGUAAGGUGUCGUGGUGCAAAACAGAAAGGAGAUUUGUGGUUCAAUCUCCUUGGACCUGAUAGGGUUGCAAAAAAGAGAAUUGCCUUGACCCUUGCAGAGGUAAUAUUUGGCAGUAAGAAAAGCCUUAUUUGUGUGGAUCUAAGUUCCCAAGACGGUAGCAACUGUCCAAACAUGAUCCUUGGUUGCCAUGACAUAAGUAGUUAUGAUGUGAAAUUCAGAGGGAAGACUGUUGUUGAUUACAUGGCUGGGGAGUUAAGCAAGAACCCCUUGUCAGUGGUCUUCAUUGAAAAUAUUGAGAAGGCUGAUCCACUGGCCCAAAGUAGCUUGGCCUCCGCUAUUAGGACCGGUAAAUUUUCAGAUUCGCGUGGAAGAGAAACAAGCAUAAACAAUGUGAUCUUUGUUGUAGCCUCAAGAGUAACAAAAGGUAUGGAAACCUUCUUUUCUAGAAAAGAACCUGUUAAUUUCUCUGAGGAGAGAAUUCUAGGAGCUCAACGCAAGCAAUUGCAAAUUUUUAUUGGAGGUGCUCAUAAUGAUUCCGCCAGAAGCAAAUCAAGCAACAAUUCAAAUGUAUUGGUUACUCCUAGAAAAGGAAUCUCUGGUUUGUUUGUGAAUAAGCGGAAGCGUAUUGAUUAUGGUGACCCAGCAGAGCAGCGAGAAACCUUGGAGCCGGCCAAGCGGGCCCACAGGCCAUUAAAUAUAAAUCUAGAUUUGAAUCUGCCUGUUGAAGAGUUGGAGGCAAAUGAUGCAGAUAACAGAAACUAUGACAGUGACACUGUAUCUGAGAACUCAGAGGCUUGGUUGGAAGAAUUUUUUAAUCAAAUGGAUGAAACAGUCAUUUUCAAGCCUUUUGAUUUUGAUGCCCUUGCUGAAAAAAUAUUGAAAGAGAUCAACAAGAGCUUCUGCAAGGCAAUUGGGUGUGAUGGUCUGCUGGAGAUUGAUGCAGAAGCCAUGGAACAGAUGCUUGCAGCAGCAUGGUUAUCAGACAGGUAUGAAGCAUUAGAGGAUUGGGUGAACAAUGUUCUUGGCAGGUGCUUUGCUGAGGCUCGCCAAAGGUAUAGCUUCUUAGUUAGGUCUGUUUUGAAACUUAUUCCUUGUGAGGGCCUUUCAAUGGAAGAGCAAGCACCUGGAAUUUGCCUUCCUGCACAAAUUAUCCUGAAUUGAUGCGAGAUUUUUUUUUUUUGUAGUUUUUAGAUGUAAAAUAACGUAGCUUUUUAAGUAUCUCUUGCUUUGCCUGUUAAUCCCAUUGUUUUGUUGGGGUUUUCCAGGUUGUGUUUGUGUAUUGUAUUUAUCACUAAACUAGAGAAUGUAUGAUUGCUCAUAUUCAAUGUUUUCUC
Telopea speciosissima is the source of this 3810-nucleotide messenger RNA. Its product is annotated as protein SMAX1-LIKE 6-like. The transcript has 3 exons. The record is from RefSeq and is a predicted model, not a curated record. Lineage: Eukaryota; Viridiplantae; Streptophyta; Magnoliopsida; Proteales; Proteaceae. The coding region runs from base 251 to 3637 and encodes 1128 amino acids. Gene Ontology annotation, molecular function: ATP binding; ATP hydrolysis activity.